This is a messenger RNA of Staurois parvus, 304 nucleotides long. Lineage: Eukaryota; Metazoa; Chordata; Amphibia; Anura; Ranidae. The record is from the annotation of a GenBank genome assembly.
ACCUUAUAGGAACCUGACACACACAAUGAUACAGUCACCAUCCAGACACAUCCCUUGUCUAUUACUGGAGAAUGUCCCAGAAUUCCCGGCACCGCUCACCUCUCCUGUCAGCAGCUCCGUGAUCUUACUGGUGACGUCUAGAAUCUUCUGCCUGUUUUUUCUUUAAGGUUCUGGAUCUAAAUUUAGGCUGUCUCUAGGCUUUAAACCAACAAUUCUGGAUGAACACUUGGAUAAAUGGGUAAGACAGCCUCCUUUAUCAGCAAGAGAGGAGUGUGGAGGGUAGGACAUUGGGUAGUAUGUGAAG